UAUGAAAAUUGUCGUGGCUACCUCUCCCUAAUCAGCGGUAUGCCCACUCCUUCGUCCUGGCCACGCACCUACCUCAACUGGAAGCGGGUGCUGCUGCUCUCGCUGAACUGCAUCUACUUUAUGCUGUUGGUGAAGUUCAGCCAAAAGACCCUGGAGAUGGCGGCCAACAGUCGGCUGGUCGAAAGGCAGAGGCGAAAUAUACAAGAGGAAUUGCCAAGAAGAGGUGAAGCACUCACUUGAUGGCCACAUGACGAUUCCUAUAUGUCCCAUUUGCUGGAGCGGAGAAGCCGAUGAAUAAACGACAGUUGGCGAAUGUCUGUGCGCUGUCUUAAUACGUUUUUAUUAGCCAAGAGAUUCGCGUCGGGCUGUCGGCCAGAGUAAUUAGACUCCAUUAGUGGGCUGGCAGACGUCGCAGCGUUUCUUCCGAAGGCAGUACUACAGAAAUUUAUGCAAAGUGCUUACGAGCCAUGUGCCACUCCAGAUCUAUCUCCAUCUACAGCUAUACCCAUUCCCGUAUCCGUAGCCACAUGUUGGCGCUCAUAAUUUUUACGCCAUUAGACAACUUUGUGCAUAAACUCAUUAAAAUGUACUUGAAUCCCUCGAAACGAAAUGGAGAUGGCACUGCUGAAGCUGCUGGAUCUGGAGCUGUGAUGGCGUCGCGUUUGGCUAAUUUGUCGAGCAGCGUCAAAUGACAAGGAACAGGCAACAGUCUGAUUCCCCGCCUGCCUUCUACUACUACUCUACUUCCCCUUCAGAAUUCAUAGACAUGUGGCGCGAUUUGACAGUUUGAGGCGCAACAAGAUGGAUUGACUCGCAAAGAGAUGCUGGGUUAGCCGGCAUGAAGUGGAGUGUGUUUGGUGUGGAUGGAAAUGGCAAUGUCAGUGCAGACAUUACGCAAUUUGAGACAACUCAAGCAAACACUCGAGUGUGGUGGCCUGCCUCUGGGAUGAUUAUGAUUACGAUUAUGGUCCCGAUGAGUUUGUCGCUGUCUUGCUCUCUUGAAUAUUCCUGCCAAACAUAAUGAAGACGCUAGACAGGCGCUGGGGUCGUCACGCACCGUUCGGCUGCAAUCCAGCCAGGUCUUGGAUAGUUUGGAAAGUGUGUGGCCCAGAAGAGUCUGAGCGGGAACUAA
Drosophila eugracilis is the source of this 1132-nucleotide messenger RNA. RefSeq lists its product as uncharacterized. The record is from RefSeq and is a predicted model, not a curated record. The coding region runs from base 40 to 240 and encodes 66 amino acids. NCBI's taxonomy places the organism in Eukaryota, Metazoa, Arthropoda, Insecta, Diptera, Drosophilidae. The transcript has a single exon.